Messenger RNA from Oncorhynchus nerka (sockeye salmon), 1158 nucleotides. Its product is annotated as leucine-rich repeat and guanylate kinase domain-containing protein-like. Bases 912 to 1157 code for a protein of 81 amino acids. Gene Ontology annotation, molecular function: protein binding. The transcript has 3 exons. NCBI's taxonomy places the organism in Eukaryota, Metazoa, Chordata, Actinopteri, Salmoniformes, Salmonidae. The record is from RefSeq and is a predicted model, not a curated record.
ACCCAGAGUCUCUGGUGGCACAGCUGGCGCUGCAGUACUGCCACUUUGUUUACAUACUCAUCUCAUAUGUAUAUACUGUACUCGAUACCAUCUACUGUAUCUUGCCUAUGCUGCUCUGUACCAUCACUCAUUCAUAUAUCCUUAUGUACAUAUUCUUUAUCCCCUUACACUGUGUAUAAGACAGUAGUUUUGGAAUUGUUAGUUAGAUUACUUGUUGGUUAUUACUGCAUUGUCGGAACUAGAAGCACAAGCAUUUCGCUACACUCGCAUUAACAUCUGCUAACCAUGUGUAUGUGACAAAUAAAAUUUGAUUUGAGUUGUAGCGAUGAGACAAGAUAGUAGCUACUAACAAUUGGAUACCACAAUUGGGGAGAAAAAUGUGUACAAUUUCAACAAAGAAAGAAUUUACGACUUCUCUGACCACAGCAGCCUGGUUGUAAGGAGACAGACAGAGAGAGAUGGUACAGAGGUAGGGAGGUGGUACUCGCUGUGUCCAAAGAGGGCAACGUCGUGACAGUGUGUAGGAGGAGGGAGAGUUGUGUGUGUGAGCUUGUAUGAGUUCAUUAAUAUGUGUGUGUGUAUUUGUCCACACGGUAUUCAUAUUCCCAGUGUUUGUCAUGUAUCACGUCCUCUCUAUCCAGAGGGGGAAUCAGAUUGAGAAGAUAGAGAAUGUGGAGACUCUGAGAACCCUGCAGGUCCUGGAUCUGUCUCUGAACCGCAUCAGCAGUCUGUCAGGCCUGCAGAAUCUCCAUCUGCUGGGCUCCAUCAAUCUGGAGAGUAACCUGGUGAGACACAGUCCAUUCCUUAAUGUCCUGCUCUCUUGUCGACCUUGGUUACCCUCCCUAAUUCCUUAAUGUCCUGCUCUCCUGUCAAACUGGAGAGGAACCUGGUGAGACACAGUCCAUUCCUUAAUGUCCUGCUCUCCUGUCAAACUGGAGAGGAACCUGAUCAGUGAAAUCAAGGAGGCCACACACAUCCAUGACCUGUGCCUGCUCCGGGAGCUGAAUCUGCAGAGAAACCUAGUCCAGGAGCAACUGGACUACAGACUGGCAGUGAUCUUCCUCCUUCAACACCUGACUGGCCUGGACCAGGAGAAAGUCACAGUAGAGGAGAAGGCAGGUUGGAUGUAUGAGAUGGUUAUCAGUGAUGGAACUUAAG